GCCGUAUUUAAUAGCCCACAUUCCAGCUCAUCUUAGCACGCCAAACCCAUUGUUCUCUAAACAUACCUAAGACAGCAAUAGACAAAGAAACACCAAGAAGCAAGCCAUUAGGUUAGCUGGUAGCUAAAUCAAAUCUGACAGCCAUGUCGCAAAACCCAUCACCACUCCUCCGCCUCCCCACCGAGGUCCUCGAUUCGAUCCUCGAGCACAUAACCUCACCACACGAUUAUUUCCACCUAGCGCGAACCUGCCGCGCCCUGUGGGAGCACGAAGACCCGCUGUACGUGUGCGUGGUGCUCGACGCGCGCAUCCUCUGGAGCAACAUAAUCGGCGGCCCGGGAUCGUGCGUCCGGCGGUGGCCCGCACGCUACGAGCCGCUGCUGUACUGGAGUCUGCGGACGCAACAGCCGGUGCACGUCGUGGCGCGGCUCGUCGACCGCUACUACCGCGUGUAUCCCGAGGCGAUCCAGGGGUCGCGAACGUCGGCUCUGAGGCCGGCCGCUGCAUACGCCAUCUCGGCGAACCACCUCGGCGCGCUGCGGGUCAUGCUCGAUAUGCGUGUGAUCCCGCCGCUGGCGGACAUGGGCGAGCAGUAUAUGAACUGGGCUGUCGAGCUGUGCGAUGAUCUCGCCAUCCCCCGCUGGCUUGUGGAGAACGGAGUCAGGGUUACGGCGCCGCAUAUGUUUGCCCUUGAUAGGAGGGGGCUCGCGUCGAGUCCUGACGCCGACUGGCAGUGGUUCUGGGGCCAUUACAGUUCGCCCGUCGCGACCACCACGGGCAACGCGGGCGGUACGAAUAAUACAGGUGGGCCGUAAGUUCGAAUACGUAAGUAAUAGUCUUCCCCUGAGCGUGAUUACGACUUCGCUGGAACCUGAGAAGAGAUAAUGCGUCUCUAAUUAGACUUGGAUACGACGCGCUCUUUAGCUUAGGUAUAUACUUGGUAAGUACGUAGAAACACUGUAAUUUGAAAUUACCCCUAAACGGCGUUAUUUGGUCG
Messenger RNA from Daldinia decipiens, 997 nucleotides. RefSeq lists its product as uncharacterized. The transcript has a single exon. The coding region runs from base 144 to 815 and encodes 223 amino acids. The record is from RefSeq and is a predicted model, not a curated record. NCBI's taxonomy places the organism in Eukaryota, Fungi, Ascomycota, Sordariomycetes, Xylariales, Hypoxylaceae. Gene Ontology annotation, molecular function: protein binding.